This is a messenger RNA of Porites lobata, 16007 nucleotides long. The record is from the annotation of a GenBank genome assembly. NCBI's taxonomy places the organism in Eukaryota, Metazoa, Cnidaria, Anthozoa, Scleractinia, Poritidae.
CCAAGAUGGCGGACGUUGAAAUUGUAAAAACGUCACCUGAGAAAACGCUGGAAGCAGCCGAUAAUUUUGACAUGCCUCCACCUUGCAUUCCAUCAACACUCCAAGAGAAGGCGAAAACGGACAAUGAAGGAUUAAAAAGAACGUCUUCCAUGACAGAAAAGAAGGAGAGAACACCAGAAUUGCCCUACAAGGUUCCCUCGUGGAGUGGGGUUCCUGAGGACUUGUACAGCUUAGAAGUUUUAAAGAACGGAUGUAUUAUCUCUAACAUCGAUCUUACUAGUAAACCAUUUCAUGUUUUUGGGAGACUUCCUAACUGCGACGUUAGUUUAGAACAUCCCUCGGUUUCUAGGUACCACGCAGUUAUCCAGUACAAGACAAGCGACAGCUCGAACAGCGAGAAAGGUUUUUACAUCUAUGACCUCGGUAGCACACAUGGAACCACUGUAAACAAGUCUCGUAUUGAACCCAAACGCUACUACCGGCUGCGUGUUGGAUACGUGUUCAAAUUUGGUGGAAGUUCAAGGUUAUUUAUUCUUCAGGUAAGGAAAUACACUCAUUGAAAAAAGCUUAUAUGAAAUGAAUCAUAUUUUGAACUGCGGAUAAAGAUAAUUAUGAAAGUGUACAGGAUCCUCCGAAGUGGAAUGAACCACAUAAGUGGUUGAAAAAGAACUUGAAAAAUCUCAGGCUUUACUGGGAAUCGAACCUUAAACAUUGAGUGUGGUCAUUGUAAAGGUGACCAGGGAUCACUUCCUGGUCAAGCCUGAAAUUUUGCAGGUUCUUUUUCUACAGCUUAGGUUGUUCAUUCUACUGUGGAGGUCAUUGUUAUGAAAUACAUGUAUCCCAGGUGGGGUUACUCUGGAUUUCAUUUGACGUAGAUGAUCGAAUGAUAGCAGAAAUCAAAACCCCCCAAAAAUCCUUUGGCCAUUUGGGUAAAAUUGAACAGUAGGCACACUACAGUCGCGGAAUAAAAGAAUCGCGAAAAUUGGAAGAAUCAUAUAAUCGGAGAUCUGUCUUUAAUACAAGCUUGCUUAAUCCCAGAAUGGUAAAAUUUGAGGAAAUCUGUAGUGCUAAAUAACUGGAGAAGAAUACCCCUAGAUCGGUUACUGUGUAUACUGUUUUCCGAUUUAGCACUUAUCCCAAUGCCCUCCAAAGCGAAGAAGAAGUCGAGGGUUUGUAUAACUUUUAAGAAUUCUCCUAACCCUUUGAGUGUUAUAUAUUAGGCUACGCAAACAAAUCUUUGUUGGUAAAUUUUAUCUCAAUGCAGGGCUUGACAUUGCGGCCUGUGGGGUCGCCAAUGCGUCCAGCUUUUACUCAGUGGCGACUAAAUUCUAACACCUGGUUGCCAACCUGGCCCCCAAGAUAGGUGAUUUUCUUCUUUGGGAAAACUUACACUAAUGAUAAUUUGUUAUCCUUUCCAAAACUAAUGGAUACUUAACGGUUUUUCUAACGCUCUAACAUUUUGCCCAAACGCUUUAACGGUUUAUCUAAAUGUUUUAACAAUAUUAUUUGUCUAAAUGCUUUAAUCAUUUCUUCCAACACUCUAAUGGAUUGUUCUUAUGAUCUAACAAUUGGUCCGUCUAACAUUUGACUUUUACUUGAAAGAGGAAUGUGAAAAUCACAAGUGACUUUUGGGCAAAUCGAUCGCAAUUCUCAACAGGUCGUCCCAUGUUUCUCUGGGAAUGACUUUUAGCGCAGCGACUUAAAACAGUUUCUUUAUGCCGAACAUGUAUCUUGAUUAUGGACUUGAUAGUAGACUAGUCUGAUAAAAGCUUAAGCUAUCCAAGAACAAAUGGCACUUGUUUCUCAAGCUUUUUGUAAACAACUUUAUGCAAAUUUCUGUUAAGCAGGAGAGCCCAAAUAAAAGUUCGGCCAUAUUUUAUUGACUUAUAAUGAAGUACCAUUGAACUCAUGCUGUUUGUCUAACAGACUUCUCGCAAAAUCAACUUCUUUGCCCGAAAAGAUUAGCGACUUUUCCCCUUUCUGAAGACUUUUAAUCACGUGCUAGGUAACUGCAAAAUAGAUCAAGUUUCACCGACGUUCUUCUGAACAUGCAAAUACAUGGGACACAAAACAAAUUUUGCAGAUUUUUUUCUUUAAUAACCCAAAUAAGUUUUUUUGUAAUUCCUAAAGCUUGUUUAUCUAAAUGUGUAUUCCAUUGCUUGUAUACCUGUUUGAGGAGAUUUGCGCUUGAGUGUGGGUUCAUUAUCCGAAACACCGGCUGGUAAUCAAGCCUCGAGCAAAAACCGUUUGAAAGAAAGUUCAAAGGAAGUCUAAAGCAUUCUUUUUCUGUUAAGGCUAUGGAAAAGAUGUUAAGUUUAUUUCAUUCUUUUAGUUCUGAAAUAUAAUUUUUGGCAACUAGAGUACUAAUUGUUCUGGUGACCAAAAAUGAAAACUUGGGGGCCAGCUGACCCCAACUUUUUUUUCUGAAAGUCGAGCACUGCAAUGACAGGUUGUGACUUGAUUGAAAGCUUUCUUCUUAAGAUUUAGCACUUAUCCCAAUGCCCUCCAAAGCGAAGAAGAAGUCGAGGGUUUGUAUAACUUUUAAGAAUUCUCCUAACCCUUUGAGUGUUAUAUAUUAGGCUACGCAAACAAAUCUUUGUUGGUAAAUUUUAUCUCUAUGCAGGGCUUGACAUUGCGGCCUGUGGGGUCGCCAAUGCGUCCAGCUUUUACUCAGUGGCGACUAAAUUCUAACACCUGGUUGCCAACCUGGCCCCCAAGAUAGGUGAUUUUCUUCUUUGGGAAAACUUACACUAAUGAUAAUUUGUUAUCCUUUCCAAAACUAAUGGAUACUUAACGGUUUUUCUAACGCUCUAACAUUUUGCCCAAACGCUUUAACGGUUUAUCUAAAUGUUUUAACAAUAUUAUUUGUCUAAAUGCUUUAAUCAUUUCUUCCAACACUCUAAUGGAUUGUUCUUAUGAUCUAACAAUUGGUCCGUCUAACAUUUGACUUUUACUUGAAAGAGGAUUGUGAAAAUCACAAGUGACUUUUGGGCAAAUCGAUCGCAAUUCUCAACAGGUCGUCCCAUGUUUCUCUGGGAAUGACUUUUAGCGCAGCGACUUAAAACAGUUUCUUUAUGCCGAACAUGUAUCUUGAUUAUGGACUUGAUAGCAGACUAGUCUGAUAAAAGCUUAAGCUAUCCAAGGACAAAUGGCACUUGUUUCUCAAGCUUUUUGUAAACAACUUUAUGCAAAUUUCUGUUAAGCAGGAGAGCCCAAAUAAAAGUUCGGCCAUAUUUUAUUGACUUAUAAUGAAGUACCAUUGAACUCAUGCUGUUUGUCUAACAGACUUCUCGCAAAAUCAACUUCUUUGCCCGAAAAGAUUAGCGACUUUUCCCCUUUCUGAAGACUUUUAAUCACGUGCUAGGUAACUGCAAAAUAGAUCAAGUUUCACCGACGUUCUUCUGAACAUGCAAAUACAUGGGACGCAAAACAAAUUUUGCAGAUUUUUUUCUUUAAUAACCCAAAUAAGUUUUUUUGUAAUUCCUAAAGCUUGUUUAUCUAAAUGUGUAUUCCAUUGCUUGUAUACCUGUUUGAGGAGAUUUGCGCUUGAGUUUGGGUUCAUUAUCCGAAACACCGGCUGGUAAUCAAGCCUCGAGCAAAAACCGUUUGAAAGAAAGUUCAAAGGAAGUCUAAAGCAUUCUUUUUCUGUUAAGGCUAUGGAAAAGAUGUUAAGUUUAUUUCAUUCUUUUAGUUCUUAAAUAUAAUUUUUGGCAACUAGAGUACUAAUUGUUCUGGUGACCAAAAAUGAAAACUUGGGGGCCAGCUGACCCCAACUUUUUUUUCUGAAAGUCGAGCACUGCAAUGACAGGUUGUGACUUGAUUGAAAGCUUUCUUCUUAAGAUUUAGCACUUAUCCCAAUGCCCUCCAAAGCGAAGAAGAAGUCGAGGGUUUGUAUAACUUUUAAGAAUUCUCCUAACCCUUUGAGUGUUAUAUAUUAGGCUACGCAAACAAAUCUUUGUUGGUAAAUUUUAUCUCUAUGCAGGGCUUGACAUUGCGGCCUGUGGGGUCGCCAAUGCGUCCCGCUUUUACUCAGUGGCGACUAAAUUCUAACACCUGGUUGCCAACCUGGCCCCCAAGAUAGGUGAUUUUCUUCUUUGGGAAAACUUACACUAAUGAUAAUUUGUUAUCCUUUCCAAAACUAAUGGAUACUUAACGGUUUUUCUAACGCUCUAACAUUUUGCCCAAACGCUUUAACGGUUUAUCUAAAUGUUUUAACAAUAUUAUUUGUCUAAAUGCUUUAAUCAUUUCUUCCAACACUCUAAUGGAUUGUUCUUAUGAUCUAACAAUUGGUCCGUCUAACAUUUGACUUUUACUUGAAAGAGGAUUGUGAAAAUCACAAGUGACUUUUGGGCAAAUCGAUCGCAAUUCUCAACAGGUCGUCCCAUGUUUCUCUGGGAAUGACUUUUAGCGCAGCGACUUAAAACAGUUUCUUUAUGCCGAACAUGUAUCUUGAUUAUGGACUUGAUAGCAGACUAGUCUGAUAAAAGCUUAAGCUAUCCAAGAACAAAUGGCACUUGUUUCUCAAGCUUUUUGUAAACAACUUUAUGCAAAUUUCUGUUAAGCAGGAGAGCCCAAAUAAAAGUUCGGCCAUAUUUUAUUGACUUAUAAUGAAGUACCAUUGAACUCAUGCUGUUUGUCUAACAGACUUCUCGCAAAAUCAACUUCUUUGCCCGAAAAGAUUAGCGACUUUUCCCCUUUCUGAAGACUUUUAAUCACGUGCUAGGUAACUGCAAAAUAGAUCAAGUUUCACCGACGUUCUUCUGAACAUGCAAAUACAUGGGACGCAAAACAAAUUUUGCAGAUUUUUUUCUUUAAUAACCCAAAUAAGUUUUUUUGUAAUUCCUAAAGCUUGUUUAUCUAAAUGUGUAUUCCAUUGCUUGUAUACCUGUUUGAGGAGAUUUGCGCUUGAGUGUGGGUUCAUUAUCCGAAACACCGGCUGGUAAUCAAGCCUCGAGCAAAAAGUUUAUUUCAUUCUUUUAGUUCUGAAAUAUAAUUUUUGGCAACUAGAGUACUAAUUGUUCUGGUGACCAAAAAUGAAAACUUGGGGGCCAGCUGACCCCAACUUUUUUUUCUGAAAGUCGAGCACUGCAAUGACAGGUUGUGACUUGAUUGAAAGCUUUCUUCUUAAGAUGGCAUCCACUGGGGCAAAGGAAACAUAGUCUAUGCCUCACGUAAAGAUGCAAAAAUUAUGUUAAAACAUGUUUAAGCCACUUGUGAAUCUGAUAACGUAUUUUCGCAAGUAGCCACAAAACAUAAUAAGUGCUGUUCUGACUCCAACAUCAUUGCUAGCAAAAACCAGCCUUUAGGUACCUUAAGAAGUUAGCUUCAUCUGGGAUUUGAAGACAAAGAUUUAAAAUAAAUUCUGAGAGAAAUUUAUGUUUGGUGGCCUCCUCUUUUUUUGAAGGGGCCUGAGGAACCUGAAGAAGCAGACACAGACCAAGCUCCAGCUGAACAAGUUGCACCCAAAAGUGUCAGUGAAGUGGGACGAGUAAUGACUGAAGAAGAGUAUGAGGAAUGGAAGAAAGAAAGGGAGGGAAGCAAGGAACAUGAACAAGAUGGAGGAAUAGAUUGGGGAAUGGGUGAGAUAAAAACACUGAAAACCCUACCUUUAAACUAAUGCUUCCACAGAAGCAAUCUAUUGUCUUCCUCUCCAAAUCUUUCAAAAUAUGAUUUAAUAUUAAAUUUUUUGAAGAAAAUGAGAAACUGCCAAUAUUAAUGCAUUUUGUCUAUUGAUCCUUUUGCUAUAUUCCUAAGUAAUUAAGCUGAAAGCUGUCAUCUGCUUAGGAAGUGGCCAUUCAUAUAAAACCUACAGAUCAGUGUUUUGGAUUUUGAUCAUGUGCGACUUUAAUAGGCAAGUAACAAUGAUUUAUUGAGGUGUCAAAACAUUCAAAUUUUGUUUUCAGGAGAAGAUGCUGUUGAGGAACCUGCUUAUCCAGCUGAUUUUGGAGAUGUUGACAAGAACCCAGAGGAACACCACUUUAAGGAUCCUAAAAAGACGCUGAGGGGUUUCUUUGAAAGAGAAGGUCAGAAACUCAGGUUUUUGAAGUAAAACAAAAAAAACAGCUAAAAUUAUGGACAUUUGGGACACCAUCAAUUUUGUCGUAAGAAAAUCAAUACAGAAUCAAGAGAAAAGGUUUUGAGAAAAUGCUCUGAUCUUUUAUCAAAUUCUCUUAACUAAUUCUUUAAGAAUAUGUACAGAGAUCAGUCUGAAGAAUUUGCAUGUAGAUAUUGGGGCUUAAAGUAUUAAACAAAGUCUUUCAAUGACCCAUCUUAUGAUUAGUGAACCUCCAGAUUUUUUUGUAAAUCUGUUAUUUCAAGUAGAUGAAUACGUUAAUUUUUUCUUCAUGCUACAUAUAUGUGGCUACUUGAACAGCUAGUCUCUGUUUAAAAGACUCACCCAGUGUAUUUGAUGCUCUGGAGUUUAUCGACAGAAAAUAUUUUACAAUACUUGGACACCCACAUAAUACAGAAACAUUGGGCUGUGUCUUAAGUGACCAUGUUAAGUGGUUUCCUCUGUAAUUUCUUGGUAGUGAUUAAUCUUUGCAGUAACCAUUUGUCUUAGGAUUGGAGUUAGAGUAUGAUGUUGAAGAAAAAGGUCCGGGACAUGCAAGAGUAUAUCAUUGCAAAGUCAAGUAAGUUCAAUGAAUUGUACACUCGUAUUUAAAGUGUGCAGUGUAGUGUUCCUGUGGUGUAGUUGCAGUCAUACAGUAGGCUUACACUAUUUUGUAUUAAGAAUACACUGUCAAACCUCCAUGUGAAGCCACCUCUCUUGAGCGACCACCUCCCAUAAGCAGCCACCCCACCUAUCCAAAACGACAAUAUUUUCCCAGUCAGUUUGCUAUAGGUACAUGUAAGACCUCUUGUUAAGUGACUGAGACUACUUUUUGGAGAGACAGUGUAAGAAUUUUCCAUUGCUUUUUAUCCACAGACUCAAACAUAAAAACUGCAUGACAUGUCUCUAUAACAUGAUUUUAGAAAUACAGUGUCACUCACACCAAUUAAGAAAAAAGAGAUGUUUUUCUUGGCGGCUGGGCAUGAGCUUGUGAAAGAGGCAAGAAAUGAAGUUCUCGUGCACUAAAUAGAACCUGGGCCUGAGUUACAAUUUAGGAUAUCAGUUUUCACCCUCAUCAUGUUAUUCAGUGUUGUUUCUUGCCAAACAGUGCAACAGUGUUUUCCCACCCUCCAGCCCUUUGCCAGUUCAAAAAAAAAAUGUGAGUAAGACUGACCACAGUGUAUUAAGUUCAGGAAGGUUUUUCUAUAUGUUCCUUGUUUGUUGUGAAAUGUUUGUGAUGGUUGUGAUUAAGGUGCUGUUGUAUUGUUGUGUGGCAGACAAAUGGCAUUCAGUGGGUAAGAAAUAAGUUAUGCCUAGCAGUGCCAGAUUUAGGGGAAGGGCUCACUAGUCCCCCUUUCGUUAACUAAAAACAAAGUUGUAAGGCCGAGGUACUGAAAACUGAGGGCGGAGGGUGCUUCCCCCUUUACCUCAAGGGUUAGCUCUGCAUUUGUAUAAUCACACACAGUAUUUCUUUCUCACUCAUAGACUUCCCAUUGAUGGUCCAAGUGGAGAGCCACUGUAUGCUGAAGCUGCUGUUGCCGGAAAGAAGAAAGAUGCUGUGCUUGAAUGUGCCUUGGAGGCUUGUAGAAUGUUAGAUGCUUCAGGGCUUCUAAGGCAAUCAUCACAUGGUAAUUAUAAUGGAGUGGUUGCUGAUUAAUCAGUGUUUUCAGUGGCAGCCUUAUGUCUUUGCAGGGGUUAAUAGUGUGAUGCUUGUUAGACUACCAGUAUUACAAAUAAUGUGGACUCUUGAAUUGAAGGUGGUAGGUUUUGUUUAUGUGUACUUAUGUGUGUUUCCCAAAAAAUGCCCUGCAAGUAGAGGUUUUCUUUCUGGCAUGGCUUUUCAGUAUAUUUUGUAAAGUCUUUUGUGGGACUUGUCAGUCGUGUAGUUGGUUUGUUUAUGCUCCAGUAGAAAUGGGGCUUAUUAUUAAAUCAACUACCUCGUAAAUGCUAAACGACAUGCCAGAAAGAAAACCCUUCUCACAGGAUAACCCAAACACUUCUCUCCAGCCACUGUCUUUCUCCCAAGUUCAGUUUCAUCUCCAACCAUUACUUAGGCUUUCUUGACAUAGCUCCUUCAACCUGGCUUUCACAAGCACAAGCUGAACAGGGAACACAGACUUAAAUAGCGGGGUGCUGGAGACAAGCAACAAAUGUUGGUGGGGGAUGCAGGGCUUUAAGUAGGGAGUGCACCCCAUGUUACCUAGAAUAUCUUCAAAAGAAGUGGUCUUGAGUCACCAUGGCUUGUAUAUGUUCCUGAGAUGUUUCACCCCUUUACAGCUUUCUGGUUGAGUUCAUAUUUGACAGUAAAAUAGCGAUCGUGGAUGUGAAUCCUACCUGACAAACCAAGAGUCACUGAGAAGCUGAGACCCAUGGUUUAAAAUUGGAAACUUAAUGGCAAAAAGUUGAAGACUGUGACAUAGGAAGGAAAUGGCAAGAUUUCGACUUCAGAUCUAUAUUAUAAUAUUUUUUUGCAACCUGUGAUUUUCUAGCAUUUUGUAGCAUAAUUAUUUCACCAUUCCUUAACUUACCCAUCCUCGGAGACCCAGGGGCAGAUAGUGGGGGCGAGGGAAAGUCUAAACAGGCGGGAAAAUAUGGCACAAGAGAAAAGUAAAGAACGAUGAGAAGAGCCCCUGGGGACAAUGUCUUACCAGACCAGUUCCAAACGGUCGCCGCCGUUCUGUCUUCUGAUUGGUGCCAGAAAACUUGUGUUUUUCUGGCACCAAUCAGAAGACAGAACGGCGUCGACCGUUUGGAACUGGUCUGGUAAGACAUUGCCCCCAGGGGCUCUUCUCGCCGUUCUUUUCUUUUCUUCGUGUCAUAUUUUUCCGCCCGUUUAGACUUUCCCUUGCCCCCACUAUCUGCCCCUGGGUCUCCGAGGAUGUAACUUACCUUGUUUUUCUGCAUAUGGCUCUUUUUGUUAUGUGAUGUAUGAAUGAUUGAGAAUUUAAUAUAUAGCUCUUAUUUUGUGUGAAUAGUAAGCUCAAUGGAUUUAUGUUGUUCAUCUUAGAAAGUAAAAAGCACAAAGAGAAGAAUUGGGAAGAAAAUGAUUUUUAUGACAGUGAUGAGGACACAUUCUUGGAUAGGACUGGAUCAGGUUGGUAAAUUCAGCUAAAUGUAAAAGUUAUAAGAAAAAUAUUAUCAUUAUGUAGGUGUCAAUGUUUGGACAAAAGGGAGGGGGGAUUAUGGGCAAAAGUGCAGCAUGUGAAUUUUUAGCAUUUUCUCGGUCAAAUUCCCCGCCCUUGUUCAAAUCCGAUAACAUAUCCCUUUCUGCGUUUAAGAAAACCGCAGUUUGGGGCAAAAUUUGUGGUCGACAAAGUGGUUACAAAGGAAGUAUUCAAAUUCCGCACCCAUGCUGUACCCCCCAUCUCAGUCUAAACAUAAAUUUGUACCUGCAUCACAGGGCUGUGCUCUGGCAGAGCCUGGUGGCCGCUGGUGCCGAACGUUUGCUCUUGGGUGGCUAGAAAAUCUUAGUUUUCUCAUACAAAUCAUAUGCUAAGCACCCUAGAUUUUACAGGUUCAGAGCACUGGGCUCCCUUAAAUUUUCCUUAGAUCACAGCCUUGCAUUACACUGACAGCUGAAGUACUUGAGAGAUCGCGUAUGGUGACUACUCAAAUAUUGCUAAAAGAAUAUCAACCAGACAUAGAAUACAGUGAUGAUUAUAGACAAAGACUUGUCAUAAACUUGAUUGGAUAAGUCAGUAUGUCCUUUGUUUUGGUAGUGCUUUUUGUGUUGCAGACUAGCUAGUGCAAUCACCAAAUUAUGUAACACCAAAGAUUGAAAGACAGGAAACAAUACCCAGACCAUACCUAAUAGCCAUACACCAACAACAGUUUUUGCAACAUCCUAGAAACACCCUUUGCUUUCAAUCAAUUCAGUGCCUUCCAGAAUGGUAUGGGUUCAAAUCCCGGCAUCGACACCAUAUGUAGGUUGAGUUUGUUGUUGGCUCUCUGCUUUGCUCCAAGAGGAUUUUCUCCAUGUACUCCAGUUUUCCCCUCUCCUCAAAAACCAACAUUUCCUAAUUCCAAUUCAACUAGAUAUUAGGUAGAUGAAGGACCACUCAGUGGAUGUGCUUCCUCUAAAUUGUUAUUUAUUUAUUUAUUUGAUUCACCAAGUGGUAAUAGUAUUAUUUCAUGCCGAUUUUAAACUUGAAAGCCUUAUUUAUUAAUAAUUAACUGUGAAUAGCUGUACACUGUUAAAUUGUCAGUUUUGAUUUAUUCCUGCAGUUGAAAAAAAGAGAAUCCAAAGGAUGAAGCGUGCUGGUAAAGAUCAGCCAACCUUGGAAACUUAUGAAACAUUGGUGAGUUAUUUUGCAUUCUUACAUACACAUAGUGUUAUUACCUUCUCUGUUCAUCUUCAGUAAUGAAUGUUGUUGUUUUAUUGGCCCCCUAAGGCUCUUUCUCAGUGAUACAAAAAAUGUGCAAUUUUAUAAAGUACCAUAACAUUGCGAAAAUAAGCCCCGGUGCUUAUAUUUUUCAAAGGCCCUUUUUGAGAGGCUUAUUUUUGGAGGGGCUUAUCUAUGGAAGGAAAUUUGCGUUUCAAAAUCGAUUGGGCUAGCCUUAUAGUAGGAAGUAAAUUUACCAUUGUUGCUUUGUUUUACUUUGUAUUUGAGGGCAAUUUUCCAAGUACAGGCCCCCGGGGGGCUUAUAUUUGGAGGGGUGAUUUGACAGAGGGUUUUUUGCGUUACCGGACUGGGGGGCCUAUAUUUGGAGGAGCUUAUACAUGGAGGGGCUUAUUUUUGGAAUUUUACGGUAUACUAUUCUAUAAACUAAGAUUAAAUUAUGGUUUGUUUAGACAGUUAAGCUUAGAACAUUGGACAGUGAAAUUCAUGACUGUGAAAAUAAACUCCACCAAGAUAUGGCUGGUAAGCUCUUAUAACUUAUCGUUUUUGUAUUCAAAAUAAUCUGUGGGUUGCGAGCACAAUACCUGAUUUCCAAGGGCAAUGUCAAGCCGCAAUCAGUGCCAAAAAAUUAGUAGAGACACUUUUUGCCCUAAAGGCCCUUUCUAUUGUUUUGUGGCCUUCAAAAAGGGGAAAUGAAGCUUUUCCUUCUCUACCUCCUCUAUGCAAUGUUGUGCUGCUGUUUUAGCCACCUGUAGGAGACAAAACCACACCCCAACUUUGAAUGGAGCAGAGUCAGAGGGGCUGGGCGGUGGAUGUUGAUUGUUUUGUUCUCUGAAGCAACUCCAUUUGAAGACAAUGUCUCAACAAUUUUGUCAUGGAUUGUGAUAUCCGGAUUAAUCAAGGAUAGUGUUAUCAGCAGAGGCCAAAGGCUGAGGCUGUUAACACUUACAGAGCCCUUGAUUAUUCCAGAUACCAAAAAAUCCUGUUACCCUGUAUUCAGUAUUUCCAUAGUAUCAUUAAUUUUGUUGUAAUAUUUGUUUGAAGCUAAGAGUGGAUCCAACUCUGAAGUCUCUGCAGACUCUUUGGAUGAUUACAUGAGCUCCCUUGGAACCACUAUGGACAAGAAAUCUAGAUCACAGAUAAGGAGAAAAGUGUUUGACCUAAAAAAGGUGCUUUUUAAUUACCAAAAAUCCUCUUUUAAUUAAGUCCCCCUCCUAAAUAAUCAGGGAUAAAAAGUUAUUAACCCCCCUGUCUCUUAUGCUUCCCUCCACUCCCCCUUAUUCUUAAAUGAUAGACAGUAUUAAUACACUUCAUGCAAACUGAUCCAGUAUGAUUCAAUUUGCUGAAAGUUAGGAUUCAUUUUUGAUCAUUGACUGGGGUGAUAAUAAAGAAGAUAAUAUUUUUUGCCUUGUGAUGUAGCAUAGGGAAAGAGAAAUCCAGAAAGACUUAUGUCUCAUGAAGAAAAGUUUCAAGAGGGUGUGCUCCGAUCAGUAAACACAAAUUGUUUUUGGAUUCAUAUUUGAAGUCAAUACUACAAGGGGUGCCUUAAUAAAGCUUCUUAGUUAACUUUGAUAAACUGCUUAAAUUCUCCUUUCUAUCUGCUAUGCAUAUGCUUUUGAAUGAGAGGGAGAAUUCAUAUGGAUCGGGAUUCACCUGGGGACUUAUUGCACUCAGUCACUCACUGUUUAUUGUUAUGGGGUUGAGAUCAUGUGGGAGAUUGUUGGGGCAGGUGAGGCUCAAUGGAAUUACCGGUAUAGUAGAUAAAUGGUCAAAGUCAUUUAUUGAUUAUUGAAUAAUUAUUUCCACCACAUUUUAUAACAAGUUCCAGGGUGUUGAACAUUAUGCAUCGGAGAUCGAUGAAUUUUCCGUUUUCUUUGCAGAAUUCUUUGUUAAAUGUUUGGUAGCCCAUGAAUAUUUUUUUAUUUAGACAUAGCCUCUUUCAAAAUAUUCUCCUGUAGCAUUACACCUUUCUCUUGAUACUAGAAUUCGUAAGUCCUCUUUUGUUCAUCUGCAGGAAAGGCAAAGUCUUGUUAAACUUUUGAAUGUGGCUAAACCAGCAAGUCUGCCUCCAGUUGCAGAGUAAGUGUUAUUGAAACUCAUUUUAAUCUCUCAAACCCCUUGCAGCCAGGUGUGAUGUGUUAUUCUGACUGUUAACCCAUUCGCCCCUGAACCGCCCGUAACCGCCCGUGCGGAUCCAGGUCCUUUCUACCCUUUGUGACGUCAUCAGUUUUAACGGUCAAGGACAACUUUCUUCGCUAACUUGUGCAGAGUGAAGAGAUCUUUCAACCCAUACCAGAAUGAGCACAAUUCAGUCAAGGACACUGGAGAAAGAAGCAAAAAACCACGUGACAAGGACCUGAAAAUCUCCAUGAAAAUCUUGUUCCAUUACCCACCUACCUUUCCUUUCACCUAAUCCUAAGACCCUAAAAGCUUUCCUAAAAACUCUUCCCACCAAAAUGAAGCCUACUAAAUGCCCAGCAAGAGAAAAAAAAAAUGAGGCAAGAAAAGCGAAAAAAGAAGGGAGUAGAGAAAGCGAAAAGUAAAAGUCAAGACUGCUGUGUCACUUUUAAACCCAAAAACUAUGUCGAAAUUUUGCUUUCUGCGCAUGCCCGAACUUCACAAGCUGAUAUUUUGCAUCUGGAUCAGAAGGCCGCCAAGUGUACGACCUGUAAACCGGUUUGUGGUAAGUUUUAGCUCUUUAUAGCACGACAGUGACCAGAAAACCACUCGACUAAGCUUCAAAACGCCUUUUUCGGCAAAAUCUCUACGAGCGAAUGGGUUAAGAAUGUGAAAAAUAAAGUUCUUUUCUAUGACACAUCAAAUUAAACCUUUUUGGCAUAUUAUUUUGUGCUCUCGUUUUGGGAGUCAGAGUGGUUUAUCAAAUAAGAGGUUGGUGCAGUAAUAGUUUCUUCAUGCAACAGUUAUCUCAUUGAGCUCCAGGUGAGCAGGUGAGUGAGGGUUUCCUGUGGCAUAAAUGCACGCACUUUUACCCCACCUGCGGACAUACAUCAACCUACCUAAUUAGGUGGUAUCUAUGGCACAGGAAAAAAUAACGGAUUCCCAUUUUUGGAUAUUUUAGGGUAUUUAAAAAAUACCCAUAAAAAUCCCAAAUUUGGCAAAAGUGAGACAAGUCCCAACCGGGGAAUUCCCAACUAUAAGUUCCCAGAUUGGGCUUGUCCCACUCUUCCAAAUUUGGGAUUUUUGUGGGUAUUCUUUAAAUACCCUAAAAUAUCCCAAAAUGGGAACCCAUUAUUUUUUCCUGUGUAGUAAGCAUGCUGUAGUAUUAUUAAAAAAUAAAACACUUAUUUUGUCUUUAACAGGUACUUUUCAGUAGUUUCUAAAAAAAUGUCUUUGCAUUUAUCCAGGUCACCUUCAAAUGAAUCAGUUGUUAAAAAUAGUAAGUAUUUGAAGAUAUUAAUAUUAGGGGUGACGAAUGGCCUUUCAAAAAUGUUGAGUCUCGGCAAAUUUAAGCCGAGUCUCGUAAUCUCGGCGCUUAAAAAAAGCGUCUCGGAAUCUCGGAUUUCCCAGAAAUAUGACGGUCUCGGAGUCUCGGAUUUUGAAAAUUUGGAUCUCGGAGUCUCGGAUUUUGAAAAUUUGGAUCUCGAAAUCUCGCCAAUGGGACGUUCAAUUUUUUAUCCAUAAGCUUAUCUGAAACGAAAAUUAAGAAAUUUACCCUGCGGGGUUUCUUUGGGGUCCAUGCAGAUAUCUGGCGUGUGAAAGCCGCAAGAUGCUGAAUAAGUUUAAAUAGCUAAGAAUCACACGGGAGCCGGAGAAAGUUACGGAAUUCUAACACUAGCUAACACUCAUUGACCUACUUUAGCUUUCUUUAGGGUGUCACAUGUAGCUACAUGUCAACACACACGCAAGGAGUUUUUCACUCAGUAGGUGUUCAGCGACGUAAAAUAUAUUUUUUUAGUCCUUUCCACAACAAAAGCUAACAAAUAGAACAGUCUAUCCGUCUGUCCAUUGUCCUUCUAUCCCAAUCUUUUCACAGUGUAAGACUGGUAUAAGGUUGUGAAGUCAUUCACCGAAAGCCUGCUUGCAUGGUAAAAUAACGCUCCAGGAACUGAGCUACUGUGGCUUGUUGCCAGAUAUAGUCCGAAGUACAACACUACAACAUGAACUAAAGCUAACUAAGAGUCUACUAAGCUUAACUAACAUAGCUUAACAUGGCUGACAGAAACACGAAUCGAACAAAACGCAUCGUUCGACGACGUUGUUAAAAGCUACAAAUAGAAGCUAAUAGUCCGAUCGACGAGCUGCGACGGUAAUAGUAGCUAAUAGUAGCAAAUAGUAAUGCACUUUAAGCUCUAAGCAAGACGAUCUUAUAACUUACCGUGUUUGCGUUUAAUUCCUUUCGUUGCUUCAAAACCCUCUUCUAUUUCCUCUUCACUCUCUGCCAUAUGCAGUAGUAGCUAGUCGAAAGCCGAUCGUUCGCAAAUUUACGCGUGCCAGAAACCGACAGAUCAAGAGAUCAGAAGCUAUCAGAAGGCGUGUGAAUUUUAAACCAGGCAGAAUGUCGAAUUAUUAGUUUAACUAGUUUAUAAAGUAACUAACCAGGUUAAUAAGUAGACUAUAAGCAGUAAUGCGUUACUUAAUACGUUUUUAAUACGUUUUUAAAUUUAAAAUACGUUUUUAAUACGUUUUUAAAUUUAAUUUAAUUUUAAUUUUUAAAUUAAAAUUUUAUGUCUCUGACUGGUAGACUAGAUAAGUUAAUGGUUUUAAUACAAAACCAAUGUUUUGGGAUGAGUGGAAAAAUAUUUGUUGUGAUGCCCACAAAAGCUCAGAGCGCUGUAUCUCGUAUUUUCGGAUCAAGUGCAUCUCGGGCUCGGAUUUUUGGAUCACUGCGUCUCGGGCUCGGAUUUUUUUUUAGCGCUAAGUCUCGGGCUCGGAUUUUACAAACAAAUUUAAGGCUCGGGCUCGGAUUUUUAAACUAGGGUCUUGGCGUCUCGGCAAGGCUCGGAUUUUACCAUUCGUCACCCCUAAUAUUAUAAAUCUGAGGCCAUGAUGUCUGUAACUGGGAUAAUCUGAUUACAAGCAAGGAUCAUUGCUUUAUUUUGAUAUCUCAAAAAUAUCAGUGUUCUUAUCUCCUUUAUCCUCGUUUAGGUGGGGUAGUUACGAUGACAAAGUCUGAAACAAGUGAUUGUACAUCAGCACCGACUGUAGAUCAAAAUACAGAUUCUCGACAUGAAUCAGUUACUUUGAUGGAAGAAAAACAAAAGGAUGAAAGUUUGUCCAGGGAAAGCUCAGUAACUUCUGCAAGAAUCAGUGAUAAAAACAGUCCAGAAAAAGAACAAGAGUUUGCUGUUCCUACAUUGCCUUCUUUAACCAGAGGGAAAAAUAGAACAUCUAAAACAAUUUUAACAGAGGAGAAGAUAGUGGAAGAUAAAGAGACUAACAUUAAGGAAAAGACUAAAGAUUCUGCAAAAACUGAUGAAGACAAAAAAGAUGAAAGAAAAAGAGUUGGGUUGAGUGUAUCAGCAGAUGUAAAGGGUGAGGAUUUAAAUGAGAAGACUGAAGAAAAUGUAAGUAUAAACAGUUUUAUACUUGUACGUUACAUGUACCUCACACUUACAGGUUGUAGGUGUUACAGGUCAAAUUUUAUCUCAGGUUAA